AUGAAAAGAAAAUUGGAGAUGAGAUGAGGAAUGGACGCUGCAGAUAAUCUUUCUGCAGAUAAUUGGCCUUGGAAAAACCGAAAAAACAAAAAAACCUCACUGACCCAACUACCUCAUCUUCAUCUUCUUUGCAUUUACGUUUAUAUUUCUUCUUCGUUUUUGGGAUUCUUUUAUUUGUCUAUCUUCUCUCUACCCUCUUGUUCCUUCCUAGCCUUCAUUGCUGGGUUUACCUUGGCAAGUUUUUAUCUAGUUUUUUGAGAGAGAAAUCACCAAUGUCUGUGACUAUGGCUUCCUUGGGUGUUGGGACUCACCUCAGUGAUAAUAAUAAUAAUAAUUGUAUUUUGAAAGCUUUUGAAAAUCGCGUGCCUAGUGGAGUUCUGAUCAGGGGCACCUUUCGGCUUCCCACCAAGCCUUUCUCCGUUCUGCAUAAGAGACAAAGGUUAUCCUCAAUGGCCACAAACACACCUCGAGCAUCAUCAGCAACUGCUUUGGAGGAUGCAAGUCAGAGUGAAAGUGAUACCGUUCCAACUCCUGUAGUUAUUAUCGACCAAGACACUGAUCCAAGUGCAACUAUUGUGGAGAUAACUUUUGGGGAUCGGCUUGGAGCUCUUCUCGAUACUAUGAAUGCGCUUAAAAAUCUUGGACUCAAUGUUGUGAAGGCAAAUGUUUUCUUAGAUUCUUCUGGGAAGCACAACAAGUUUGCCAUCACUAAAGUAGAUACUGGUAGAAAGGUAGAAGAUCCAGAAUUGCUUGAGGCAAUUCGCUUGACAAUUAUAAACAAUAUGAUUCAGUAUCACCCGGAAUCGAGCGCCCAAUUAGCAAUGGGAGUAGCCUUUGGAAUAGUGCAACCAGAACAACAGGUUGAUGUGGAUGUAGCAACAAACAUAAGAAUCUAUGAUGAUGGCCCUGAACGGAGUUUGCUUUAUGUGGAGACAGCUGAUCGCCCCGGAUUAUUGGUAGACCUUGUGAAGAUUAUCACUGAAAUCAAUAUUGAUGUUAAAUCGGGAGAAUUUGACACAGAGGGGUUGUUGGCUAAGGCAAGGUUUCAUGUUAGUUACAAGGAUAAAGCGCUUAUCAAGCCUCUCCAGCAGGUAAGCUGGCAUUUUGGCUAUACGAUUAAGCAGCAUUAGCACUGUUUUUUUAAUUUACAUAAAUUGUUUUUGAAAUGCUGUCUCUGAAAAGAAUGUAAGGCCAUGGUCCCUAUCCUUAUUUUCAAACUCUAUGGACAAACCCAAUCCUCCCAUUUCCUUUCUCUUCUAAAUUCCCAAGCAGAGACAGAACCAAGUGGAGUGUGGCUGGGGGUUGUCACGGCUCCUGUGCCUGGUUUUGAUUUUUUUUUUUUUUGUUUAAUAUCAUCAUAUUAAAUCAAUAUAUAUCUGACUCCUCAAUAAGGGAUCUUAAUUAAUUUUCUCAUUCAGUUUUGGGUCCCUCCAAAAAACUCUUGGUUCCUUCCAUGUAAUCCCAAGGAUACUGUAAAACUAUGCUAUGCUGGGUUUGCAACCUGUAACAGCAUAUUGAGCCCGGCCUAGACUUCACAACCCUGAGUAUGAGGCUGCUCUUUUGUAGCAUUACUGACACAAAACGUUACUCCAUCCAAUUUGGCAGGUUCUUUCUAAUAGCUUGCAAUAUUUCUUAAGGCGG
Juglans microcarpa x Juglans regia is the source of this 1641-nucleotide messenger RNA. RefSeq names its product ACT domain-containing protein ACR11-like. Gene Ontology annotation, cellular component: chloroplast stroma; chloroplast thylakoid membrane. Bases 273 to 1130 code for a protein of 285 amino acids. Lineage: Eukaryota; Viridiplantae; Streptophyta; Magnoliopsida; Fagales; Juglandaceae. The record is from RefSeq and is a predicted model, not a curated record. The transcript has 10 exons.